Molecule: messenger RNA, 1649 nt
Organism: Diachasma alloeum
Lineage: Eukaryota; Metazoa; Arthropoda; Insecta; Hymenoptera; Braconidae
Product: tubulin epsilon chain
Exons: 5
Coding region: 116-1552 (478 amino acids)
Biological process (GO): microtubule cytoskeleton organization; mitotic cell cycle
Cellular component (GO): microtubule; cytoplasm
Molecular function (GO): structural constituent of cytoskeleton; GTP binding
Source: RefSeq, a predicted model, not a curated record
AAAAAGCGUACGCGCGCACGUGCAUCAGCUGCAAUCAGCUGUUAGCAAAAAUAGCGGGAAGGAUAUUUAGUCAGCCCUUGGCAGAAUGUGCCACUAGCCGAAAGCUUUAAAAAAAAUGAGUCAAUUCGUCUGCGUCCAAGUGGGACAAUGUGGAAAUCAGAUAGGAAGUGCAUUCUGGCCUCUGGUACUCCACGAAUAUGGAAUAGAGACGACCAGUGGUGGAGUAAAUCAAUUAAAAAUACAAAAAGAUUAUGAGAAAAAUGUUGACGAUCUUUCUGAGGCUUUCAACAGCUUCUUUCAUGUUGCUGAGACUUCAAGAAAAUUUUCAUUCUCUAAACUAUCAGAUUUGACAGCUGAUGGCAGUGUUAAAGCUCGGGCAAUUCUCAUCGAUAUGGAAGACAGUGUGGUCUCGAGAUACAGACAUGGCCACUUGAAAAAUCUCUUUGAUGAAACUUGCACAGUAACAAAUUACCCUGGUUCUGGCAACAAUUGGGCAGAGGGUUAUUACAGUCAUGGUCGAGCUUAUGAGAAAAAAAUCAUGGAGACAUUGAGGAGAAACGCUGAACGAUGUGACAGUCUCCAUGGGUUCCUCCUCAUGCAUUCUCUGGGGGGAGGAACUGGCUCAGGACUGGGCACGGCUACUCUCAAACUCCUAGUCGAUGAGUAUCCUCAUGUAGAGAGGUUUGUGUCUUGUGUUUAUCCUGCACAGAACCAGGAUGUCGUCACUGCGCCUUACAAUGUUCUCCUAGCUACAAGGGAAUUAAUCGAAUAUGCUACUUGCGUUUUUCCUGCUGAUAAUGGGGCCUUGUUUGAUAUUUGUCGUUGGCAGGAAAGGGGGAGGGAUAAUCAGGACCAGGCGAGGUACAAUAAUACAGCUAGUCCCUUUCAGGAUAUCAAUAGUGUUAUUGUAAAUAUGUUGCUUCAUUUGACGAGUGGAGCAAGAUUUCCUGGACAUUUAAAUGCAGAUAUGAACGAUUUAGCCACAAAUUUAGUGCCUUAUCCUCAUCUUCAUUACAUUUUCAGUAGUAUCUCUCCCAUAUCUAUGACAGCAUCGACUAUUCCAUUGGCUCAGAGUAAUAAAAACAUUGAUGAAUUAUUCACCAAUGUUUGGUCGAGAUCUCACCAGUUGAUUAAAUUUGAUCCACUGCAACCAAAAGCUAUGAUAAUUGGAGCUGCUCACAUUGCCAGAGGCAAUUGUUCGAUGGAUGAUAUGAGAAGAAAUAUAAAAAGAUUUCAGACUAAAGUAAAAUUCACUCCUUGGAGUAAAGAAACAAUGAAAAUUGGAUUGUGCUCAGUGCCACCAGCAGCUCACCCAGCCUCUCUCCUCUGCCUCAUAAACUCUUCAGCAAUGCGUUUCAUGUUCCAAAGUCUGAUAACUCAAUUCGACAAACUAUACAAAAAACGAGCUCACGUGCACCAUUAUCUCCAGGUGAAUGGCUUCGAAGAGGAGAAUUUUCUCACCUCUCGAGAAUUUCUCUCCUCAGUCUACGAUAAAUACAAACAACUCGACAAUGAAAAACAAAUCAACAUUCCAAGGCUCAAAGUGCUGUGACUUGUGCUAUUCACCUCCAUUUUCGCCGAUAAUACAUGUUGUUUUUCAUAAUAAUAACAUUAAAAAAUCAUUGUAAGAAUAAAACGGAUGCACUUAA